Rhododendron vialii is the source of this 558-nucleotide messenger RNA. Its product is annotated as secreted RxLR effector protein 161-like. Bases 1 to 558 code for a protein of 185 amino acids. The record is from RefSeq and is a predicted model, not a curated record. Lineage: Eukaryota; Viridiplantae; Streptophyta; Magnoliopsida; Ericales; Ericaceae. The transcript has a single exon.
AUGUUGGGUUGUAAACCUGCAGAUUCUCCUAUUGAGCUAAAUCAUCACUUGAGUGGAGAUAUGGGUGAAGGUACUGAUAAGGAGAGGUAUCAGCGACUUGUUGGGAGACUGAUAUAUUUAGCUCACACCCGGCUGGACAUUACCUAUGCAGUGGGUGUAGUUAGCCGGUUUAUGCACGAUCCUCGUAUUUCACACCUGGAUGCAGUUUAUCGUAUUUUGAGGUAUCUCCAAUCAACUCCAGGAAGAGGAAUUCUGUUCUCUAAUCAUGGUCAUUUACGGUUGGAGGCUUUUACUGAUGCUGACUGGGUUGGUUUUGUGGAUGAUAGACGCUUUACCUCUGGCUACUGUACCUUUAUUGGAGGGAAUUUGGUUACUUGGCGAAGUAAAAAACAAUUAGUGGUUGCUAGAUCGGCAGAGUAUAGAGCCAUGGCUCAUGGUGUUUGCGAGCUGUUGUGGCUCCAAACCUUGUUGCGUGAUUUGGGUUUCAUUGACAGUGGUCCCAUGAAACUCUACUGUGAUAAUAAGGCUGUUAUAAACAUUGCUCAUAAUCCUGUUUAA